GAGCAAUAGCCCAUAAAUGAACUGCGCGCAGAGAGAGGAGGAAACAGAGAAGAAACUGAAGAGAAUGAAAAUAACGUGGAAGAAGCAGAGUAAGGGCAGUAACAGGAAGCGGUCACUGGCUGCUUCAUCAAAUCUUCCGUUUGAAGAUGAAGAAGCAGAGCAACCUACUAGUACCAUGGAGGCGAAGGUGGAGGAGGAAGGGGAUUUUCGUGGCCUCAAAACCCUAGAUUCUUCCGACGGCCCAUCCACCCAACAACUCGCCGACUCCUUUCAAGCUCAAGGAGACAAGCUUGCUGAGGGUGGAAAGUAUCGUGAAGCACUAGGGAAGUGGGAGACUGCUCUUACUUUGAUGCCUGGAAAAGCAGUUUUACAUGAACAAAAGGCUCAAGUUUUACUUGAGAUAGGAGAUGCAUGGAAUGCUUUGAAGGCAGCAACUCGGGCUACUGAAUUGGAACCAUCAUGGGCUGAGGCUUGGAUUACCCUUGGUAGAGCACAGUUAAACUUUGGGGAGCCUGAUAUUGCCAUCAAAAGCUUUGACAGGGCAUUAGCUAUCAAGCCUAAUUCUGAGGAGGCUCAAGAUGACAGAAAAAGUGCAUUUCAUCUUGUAAAGAGGCGUAAGCAGCUGCAUUCAUCAGGUCUGAGUGAUACCGAAAAUCGUUUUGUGGUUGGUGACAAGACCUAAAGCUCCUAAAAUAUAUGAGUCGAAGACAAAGAAUGGGCUUCUCUUCUUUGUAUAAACCCAUGCACUGUUUGUUUGUUUGUUUGCUGGAAGAGGAAGGAAAUUUUAAAUCUCAUAACUUACAUAUCUAUCAAAAAUAAAAAAUAAAAAAAUCUCAUAUCUUACAUCUGCAAUGGUGGAAUGGAGCGGCAAGUUGCUUGGGCCAUGCAGGGCCCAUUCUAUCAUGUCAUGUAAAUCAGAUGAAACUGAAGAGUACCUGAAAAUAUCUGUAAAAUAUGAGUGAGAAUUUUCCUUGUAAAGUGUUUCUAUGUGGAAAAAAGUGUCAACAUGAUUCGUUGUAACCUUUGAUGAAAAAAGUUCCCCACUUGAGCCUGUAUACUGUGAGAUUUUUCAUUGCAAAAUCUCUAUAUGAGGAAGAAAGAUGUCAUGAUUUGUUGUAA
This is a messenger RNA of Vitis vinifera (wine grape), 1119 nucleotides long. RefSeq lists its product as uncharacterized. The record is from RefSeq and is a predicted model, not a curated record. The transcript is spliced from 5 exons. NCBI's taxonomy places the organism in Eukaryota, Viridiplantae, Streptophyta, Magnoliopsida, Vitales, Vitaceae. Gene Ontology annotation, molecular function: protein binding. The coding region runs from base 17 to 682 and encodes 221 amino acids.